Messenger RNA from Punctularia strigosozonata HHB-11173 SS5, 1704 nucleotides. RefSeq names its product L-methionine transporter. Gene Ontology annotation, biological process: amino acid transmembrane transport. Gene Ontology annotation, cellular component: membrane. Gene Ontology annotation, molecular function: L-amino acid transmembrane transporter activity. The transcript has 13 exons. Bases 1 to 1704 code for a protein of 567 amino acids. Lineage: Eukaryota; Fungi; Basidiomycota; Agaricomycetes; Corticiales; Punctulariaceae. The record is from RefSeq and is a predicted model, not a curated record.
AUGCAGUCUGCAGAUGUUGGCCCUCGAAGCCCAGCUGCAGCUUAUCCCCCUUCUCCUCCACUUUCUAAUGCAUCCCACGACUCUGACGACUCCCUCGGCGCAUUGGAGCUAGCAGAAGGCUCUCUAGAUGCACAAGAGCACGACCGGCUAACUUCGCCGAGAGUUGGGCGAGGACGUUCCUACUCGGUGUCCGGAUUCGCAUUUGAGCAAGACAUGCUACCUCUGAGCGCUAGCCUCAGCGAACCGGAUUAUGGGAACGGUGAGACUGGGGAGAAGAACAUCAGUCUCUUGAAUGGUGUUGCGUUGAUCGUUGGGCUACAGAUCGGCUCUGGGAUAUUCUCAUCACCUGGUGUGGUGGUUGCCAACACGGAUAGCGUAGGUGCUAGCCUCGCGGUAUGGCUAGCAGCAGGCUUGCUGGGAUGGACUGGAGCAAGCAGUUUUGCCGAGUUGGGCUCGUCGAUACCCGUCAACGGCGGAGCACAAGCAUAUUUGGCCUACGCGUAUGGUCCACUGACCUCCUACCUGUUCGCCUGGACAGCUAUAUCCGCGCUGAAGCCGGGUGGCAACGCCGUCAUAGCUCUCAUAUUUGGCGAAUACCUUAACCGGCUGUUCUGGCACGCCACUGCGUCCAGCGAAGCUGCGCCGGACGAGAUUCCUGACUGGGCUAUCAAGUUGACGGCCAUUGGUGCAAUAUUACUGGUGACGCUUCUAUGUGUCGCGACCAAGAACCUUGGGACUCGGGCUGCAGUGGUAUUCACCACUGCCCAGGUCUCGAUAACGGUCCUCGGAAUCGUUCAGCUGAUUAGAGGGAAAGCCUCUACGUCUUUCAGCCAGCCAUCUCAGCUGUUUACAGGAUCUUCGACAUCGCCGUCUUCUUAUGCGCUCGCGCUGUACUCCGGGUUGUGGGCUUUCGAUGGAUGGGAUCAAGCCAACUACGUCGGCGGCGAGAUGAAAAAUCCUCAGAAGAACAUUCCCCGCGCGAUUCACUCCAGCAUGGCUAUUGUCACCUGUCUCUUUUUGCUUGCGAACGUUUCAUAUUUUGUAGUCUUAGAUAAGAACGUGGUGGGCCAGAGCAAUACGGUCGCCUUGGAUUUUGGUCGAGCACUUUUAGGUCCUUUGGGCGGAAGCAUAUUUGCUUUCACGGUGGCAUUUUCUUGUUUCGGAGCCUUAAAUGGCUCUUUCUUCACGUCGGCACGCCUCAUCUACGCGGCGGGUCGGGAACGAUAUCUACCCGCGAUGUUCGGGAAGUUGCAUCGUACGAGACAGACGCCGCUCAAUGCGAUGCUGCUUCAGGCAGCGAUGACCAUCACAUUCAUCGCCAUUGGCGGAGGAUUCCGGAGGUUAAUCAACUUCGCCGUGGUGGCGAGCUGGGCGUUCUACUUCCUGACGGUGUUGGGACUGGUGAAACUACGGAUCCAAGAGCCUCUACUAGAAAGACCAUACAAGACUUGGAUAAUCACGCCUCUCACAUUCUGCGCUGUUUGCGUGUUUCUGUUAUGCAUGCCUAUAAUCGCAGCACCACUAGAAGCUAUGGCCGUCGCUGGAUUCGUACUGGCCGGCAUCCCUGUAUACUACAUAACCCACCGCUGGAUUGUGACGGGCGUUGCGCGGAUACGCGGACGAUCACCGCGCGGAGAAGGAUGGCAGGCUGUUGCCACCGAUGGCGACGAGCUAGAAAUGAGAGAAAGCGGUUCAAGGAGGUAG